CGGCGGCGGCGGCGGCGGCGCUGACACCUCCCACCAUGGACAGCUUCGAUUUAGCCCUGCUCCAGGAAUGGGACCUCGAGUCGCUGUGGGGUGAAGACAUCCUAAGCCAGAGGAAUGAUUCUCUAGUUCUGGAAUUUCAGGCAUCAGCCAGCAGAUGCAGGAGUGUCUAUGAACCAGAUAGGAAUGCAUUACGGAGGAAAGAGCGAGAAAGAAGAAAUCAGGAGACACAGCAGGACAGUGGCGGCUUUAACUCCGGUUACUCACUCUUCAGUGAACCCUACAAGACUAACAAGGGGGAUGAACUCUCCAACCGGAUCCAGAAUACACUAGGAAAUUAUGACGAGAUGAAAGACUUUUUAACUGAUAGAUCCAACCAGAGUCAUCUUGUUGGUGUCCCCAAGCCAGGUGUUCCUCAGACUCCUGUGAACAAGAUCGAUGAACAUUUUGUGGGGGAGUCCAGAGCCCAGCCCCAGCCCUCAUCCGUCUGCAGCACUGCCUCCUCCACACCAGCAGCCGUCUCUGUACAGCAGGGCAAGAGAGGCACCAUGGGCUGGCAGAAGGCUGGGCACCCGCCGUCUGAUGGCCAACAGAGAGCAGCGCAACAGGGCUCUCUCAGGACCUUGCUUGGAGAUGGUGUUGGCAGACAGCAGACAAGGGCCAAGCAAGUGUGCAAUAUGGAGGCGGGGCUUCAGACCCAGGAGAGGCCACCGGCAAUGGCAGCCAAGCACAGCGGCAGUGGACACUGUGUUCAGAACUUUCCCCCAUCCCUGGCUUCAAAACCCAGCCUGGUACAGCAGAAACCAACUGCCUACGUGCGGCCAAUGGAUGGCCAGGACCAGGCUCCUGAUGAAUCUCCUAAGCUUAAGUCAUCCACGGAGACUGCUGUGCACUGUGCAGCCUACAGAGGGGUCCCAGCCAACAAACCAGAGUCAGCCAGAGCCAAAGCCAAGCUUGCUAAGUUCAGCAUCCCCAAGCAAGGAGAGGAGAGUAGAUCUGGAGAAAGCAACAGCUGUGUGGAAGAAAUAAUUCGGGAGAUGACCUGGCUUCCUCCACUUUCCGCUAUUCAAGCUCCUGCCAAAGUGGAACCAAGCAAGUUCCCAUUCCCAAAUAAGGACUCGCAACUUGUAUCCUCUGGACACAGUAAUCCAAAGAAAGCUGAUGCGGAGCCCGAGAGUCCAGACAAUGGUACAUCGAACACUUCAACUCUGGAAGACGACCUUAAGCUAAGCAGUGACGAUGAAGAGGGUGAUCAGCAGGCAGCCCAGAGAACAGCUCUCCGCGCUCUAGCUGACAGCUCCGUGGUCCAGCAGACCAACUGUAGAGGUUCUGCGCCAUCCAGCAAGGGCGGCAGCAGCAGCAGCAGCGGUGGCAGCAGCUCCUCCAGCGACUCAGAAAGCACUUCCGGCUCCGACUCCGAGACGGAGAGCAGCUCCAGCGAGAGCGAGAGCGAGGGCAGCAAGCAUCCGCACUGCUCCAGCCCCGAGGCCGAACCUGCGUCCUCUAACAAGUGGCAGCUGGAUAAAUGGCUAAACAAAGUUAAUCCUCACAAGCCGCCAAUUCUGAUCCAAAAUGAAAGCCACGGCCCGGAAAGGAAUCAAUACUACACGCCGGUGAAAGAUGAAGGACAAGACUGCGGGAAACUUCCCGAGAUCUGCCAAGCCAGCCUGAGGGACAAGGAGCUCAAGACCGCCUGCAAGGAGGAGCAGCGACCGAGGACCGCAAACAAGGCCCCUGGUAGCAAAAGUGUAAAGCAAAAGUCCCCACCCGCUGCGGUGGCUGUGACCGCAGCUGCACCGCCGCCUGCGGUGCCCAGCGCACCCACGGAGAGCGCGCCCGCGCCCACCCGCAGGUCAGCAGGCAAGAAGCCCACCCGGCGCACCGAGAGGACCUCAGCAGGGGAAGGUGCCAACUGCCACCGGCCGGAGGAGCCAGUGGCCCCAGACACGCUGGGGGCGAGCGUGGUGGGACCCCUAGAGCCCCCCAAAACCAGGCCCUGCGGUAACAGCAGGACAGGCCACCGCAAGGACCUGCGCUCCUCCGUGACCUGUGAGAAGCGGCGCACUCGGGGGCUGAGCAGAAUCGUCCCUAAAUCCAAGGAGUUUAUUGAAACAGAAUCUUCGUCUUCCUCUUCCUCCUCGGACUCAGACCUGGAGUCAGAGCAAGAGGAGUAUGUCCUGUCCAAGGCUCCGACCACCACUGGGAGCGAGCAGCGGCUGAAGGAGGCCACCAGCAGCAGUAGCAACAGCACCUCCCGGGCUUCUGUGGGCUCCAUCAACGCCAGGACCACCAGUGACAUUGCCAAGGAGCUAGAGGAACAGUUCUACACCCUGGUCCCCUUUGGCAGGAACGAACUACUUUCUCCACUGAAGGACAGCGAUGAGGUCAGGUCUCUCUGGGUCAAAAUUGACCUGACCCUCCUGUCCAGGAUCCCAGAACACCUGUCCCGGGAUCCUGGGGUCUUGAGUGCUCCUGCAGCCAAGGACGCUGAUAGUGCCCCAGCCAGCCAUGCAUUAGACACACCUGCUGAAAAGACUUUGCCAAAAUCCAAGAGGAAACGCAAGUGUGACAACGAAGAUGACUACAGAGAGAUAAAGAAGGCCCAGGGAAAGAAAGAGAGUGCUUCACGCCUAGCUGCCUCCACUAAUAACACCUUGUCCGGCAGCCACUGCAACAUGAACAUCAACAGCUUGGCAAUACCAAUAAACAAGAAUGAAAAGAUGCUCCGAUCACCCACUUCGCCACUCUCCGAUGCAUGUAAACACAAAUACUCCAGCGAGGACUUGACUUCUUCCAACCGACCUCACGGCAAUGGGUUGUUGACUUCAGCGUCUUCCAACAAAGAGCUUAAGGCUGAGAACCAGCUGCAGACGCAUGCUGGAGACCUCACGAAGGCCUCCCACAACGGUUCUGAAAAUGGCAUCCUCCACAGCAAGUCACGGCCUCAGACUGAGCCGUGGUCUCCAGGUUCCAAUGGCCACAGGGACUGCAAGAGACAGAAACUGAUCUUCGAUGACAUGCCUCGAAGUGCAGAUUAUUUUAUGCGAGAAGCUAAGCGGAUGAAACAUAAAGCAGACGCCAUGGUGGAGAAGUUCGGGAAGGCCCUGAACUAUGCUGAAGCAGCCUUGUCCUUCAUCGAGUGUGGAAACGCAAUGGAACAAGGGCCAAUGGAAUCCAAGUCCCCAUACACCAUGUACUCAGAGACGGUGGAGCUCAUCAGGUAUGCUAUGAGAUUAAAAACCCACUCAGGCCCCAAUGCCACACCUGAGGACAAACAGUUAGCUGCGCUUUGUUAUCGAUGCCUGGCUCUCCUGUACUGGCGGAUGUUUCGACUCAAAAGGGACCAUGCUGUAAAGUAUUCAAAAGCACUUAUCGACUAUUUCAAGAAUUCAUCGAAAGCUGCCCAAGCCCCAUCCCCAUGGGGGUCCAGUGGCAAGAGCACUGGAAGCCCAUCCCCCAUGUCUCCCAACCCUUCUCCCGCCAGCUCCGUGGGGUCUCAGGGCAGCCUCUCCAGUUCCAGCGGCCUGUCCCCAUCGACCAUCGUCAGCAUCCCUCAGCGCAUUCACCAGAUGGCAGCCAAUCAUGUCAGCAUCACCAACAGCAUCCUCCACAGCUAUGACUACUGGGAGAUGGCUGAUAAUCUGGCCAAGGAAAACAGAGAAUUCUUCAAUGACCUGGAUUUACUCAUGGGACCUGUCACCCUGCACAGCAGCAUGGAGCACCUGGUCCAGUACUCCCAGCAAGGCCUGCACUGGUUGCGGAGCAGCGCACACCUGGCCUAGGGACCACACCUUUGAGCCAGACUGUGUUUUCUUCUCCUCAGUGGCUCAAUGUUUCCGGACACUGUGCUACUGACAUUCCCCAAACCACAGUGAACAUCUCCUCAGAGUCUAACAGCAAUGUUUCUCUGGGGGGCUGGGGGGUGUUUAGAUGUGGGUUCAUACAAAGCUGCCUGUGUAUGUGUGUAAGAUCAACAGCUCUUCAUGCGUAUUCCCUUUGUCUAGUUUCUAUAACCCCAGGCUAGACAGUGAUUAGAGGCUCCUCAUUGGAGGAAAUCCAUGCAGUACACAUGUGCUCGCACACUCAGACACAUCCUCCCCCCAGUGCUAAGCCAUUGCCUUCUCUUAGAAAGUUCCACCGAAAUCUCAUGCGUUGCUGAACCUGGUGAGCUCCAGCACACAGAGAGCAUAACUGCCGGACAAGUUGAACCUGUCUCUUAUUACUGGUUCCUUUCAGUAUUAUAUACAAUUCCCCAUUUAAUUUUGGUUGUUGUAUAUUAUUAAUGAGCAAUUGAUGAAAUAAGUCAGUUAUUUUUGUGCCAGAAAUUCACUAGAAUGCAUGUUACCAAGCGCCUUGCCCCUCCUCUAGUACCCUCCCCCGCCCCCAUUAUCUACCAAACAUAAUAUAAACCAAUGGAGUCCCCCAAGAGUCCCUUGUCUUGUCCCCACAUAUGGCACCAGGAUUCAGUAAAAGCUCAGCAACCACAGUAGCAGCAGUGACUGUUCUGGUUCAGAAUGAAAGUCUUCACCUGUGGCAGUGAGCCCUCCAGGCAUGUGCAUUUCCUCUCUCUGCCACUGUGACUCUGUGGCUGUGGUCAGCCAAUCCAUUUCAAGUCUCUUCUUUCCACAGUAGCUUUCUUGCAACCUUUCUAGGCCAAAUGAAGACGUUGUCUAGAGUAUGCCAUCCCUAGAUUUGGCUGUUGCUUCGCAGACUCAGACACACUCACUGUUGUCACCCACCCGAUUCUUGCUCUUCACAUACCAUGUGCAACUCCAGGCCUUGAGUGACAGACAUUUUGACUUGGGGGAUGUUUUUCAAGCUUUCAUUGACAAGCUGCUUAUGAUGCAGGGAAGGUUAUCCCUGUGGUGAUCAAAACUCGGUUUGGAGUAGCAACAACCAGAAUGUCUUGCUUAUAAUCUUUGCAUCUGGUGUGUUUAUGUAUCAGCCAUGCGUCUUGUCUUCUUUUUUUUUUUUUUUAUUGAGUUUGUUUUAGUUUUUCAGCACCUCCUUUACAGUUUUUGUCUAAAGUUUGUUUUCUCAUGUUUUUUUAUCCCCUAGAUUUAGUCUUCUUGUUAAAUAUAUGUAGAUCUGAAAUAUUAGUAUAAAGAAACAAGUCCAGUAAGCAAGGUAUAUCUUACAAUGCUUAAGAACAAACCAUUGUCCUUGAGUUACUUGACAAAACUAUACCAGGUCAGCCAGAAGGAGAUAGGUAAGACCACCUGCAGAGCCCUGCAUUAUUCAAGGUGGCCAAGGUGUCACAAAGUGUAUGUCCUAUGUUUUCUCUGUCUCUCUGUGAGCUUGGCUAUGUACACAUCACCAUCUGUCAGCUUUGUCAGUAGGUGAGAAAUAAGAUUACUCUUGUUCCCCAGUUCCAAGGGUGGAUUCAAAGCUAUACAAACAGUUGAACAGGUUUGGUGAUUUUCACCAAAGUGGAUUGUGGAAUUUGCAUCUGGCUUUCGCCCUCAAACACUUGAAAUUUUUAGCAGUACAUUGACUUCAGAUGUUUGGGACCAGAACUGUUUUUCUAAGACGUUAGGAUAUUUGUGAAUACAUAAGGAGGUAUCUUGGAGGAGAGGAUUCAAGUCUAAACAUAAAUCUCAUUUAUGUUUUAUAUAUACCCUGUACACAGGAAGGUAAUGUCUGCAAUAUUGAUUGUAAACCAUCCCAAGAGGUCAGCCGUGGGAUUUACCACUGGCAUCAUAGCACUGUACAAGAGGUUUUAGAUUUUGGAGCAGUUCAGGGUUGAGAUUCUUGAAACAAGGUUUCACCUCCGUUUUCAUCUUUGUAUUUAUCUAUACAACACGCUCUUUGCAAUCCCUUUCUCUUAAUUGUUGACAGGUCUGUGAUCCCAUCCUGUGUUUAAAGUCUGAAUAUAUGAAAUUGAAUUACCUUGUGUGCAGCAUUGAGACUUUGUUCUAGUUACUCUUGGUGAAUUCUGGCAAAAAGUUCAAACUCUCAUAUAGAGCCAUACCCUCAAGGGCCUCUGUGCACCCUUGGGAAGUUUCUCUGCUCCUGCCUUUCUUUAAAGUUACAGGCUUAGUUGUGACACUCACACAAUCCACAUUCCUGGGAAGCCCAUCAAAUUGCAAAGUGGCCUCUGGCUGAUUGUACCAGCACAGGUUUGACAACACACUGAUGACCUGCUUCCAAACAAAACUGCUAGAAACUGGUCUGGGCCAGGGGCUUGGAGUGGCGCAUAGUCAGAGUGUGCAGGUCCUAGUCAAGUCUCUUGCCUCAUCCAUGGAGCAGUGACAGGCCCAGUAUAGGUAAUUUUAUUAAGAAACUGUCUUGCAUCUGAUGGGGCUCAAUGUUGAUAAUUCUGGUAAGGGACUGUCUUCCACUUGAUGCCAUGAAAGCUCAUCCACAACAGGUUCCUUUUCUUAAGUUGGCUCGCAAGUGGAAACAUCUUUCUUACAGUUUAUGACUAUAAAAAUCCUACAUGUUCAUUAUAGGAAUUCAAAUAAUGCUGAAAUGUAGACGAUGCAAGCCUGUGGUUGCCUCACCCCCCAGGAUGACCACAGCUCAUUGAUCCCGUGUCUUUCCAGAGAGUUUUACAUGUAAGCAUAACAUCUAUCACCACUUGUUUCUAUUGGAAGACAUAUUCUGACCUCAGAUGUCCUACCAAGUCCAGCUGGUCUUCCCUCUCAUGACCUGAGUAGGUGCCACCCUCUGUCACAAUGUUAGAAUUACCUUUGAAAGGGAGCAGCUUAGAUAUUCCUGAACAGACUGUGGCAUUAGUUGUUACUCUGUGGGCAUCAGUCUCUGGUGCAGAUAUGCCCAGAGAGAGAAGAUCAGUUAAAACAGGCUUUUGGAGACAUUCAAGUGGAAACUAGGUCCCACUCUCUGCGAGGAUGCACUGGAAAAUACACUAUACAGUUGACAGUUUGUGUGCUAGAUUGAACACUUGGAAUGCAAUGCAAUGAGACUUUCUGCACUAAAAUGUAUCCCAGUAUAUACAACAAUGGUGUGUGUGUGCUGUGCUGUGUAACAGUGACGUGUGCAUCUCUGACACCCAUACAGAAUAGACACAGUUCAUAUAAAUGCAUACAUUUAAAAAUAUAUAUGUACCAAUACAGCUAACACAGAACUGUAGUCCACCUGACAGAUAUUAUUAGUGCCUAAUAUUGAGUCUAAGUCACUGUGUGCCCAGAUCACCUUGGACGUGCAGUCAUUGAUACACAAUCAACACAGUGGGAUUAUUUAUGAAUCACAUCUUUGAAACUGUGCAGUACCAGUAACAUAUGCAUAUAUAUUUUUAAAUAACAUUUUUUCACAGUUUUCCAGCGUUACUGUUGAGAUCUGUAUCGCCAAAAAAAAAAAGAAAGAGAAAAAUGCAAGAUUUUUUUUUUAAUGAUGUAGACACUCUUCAGACCCUGUCAUCGGCGUGUGAUCUCCUGUUUAUAGAUAUUCAAGAGACUUUAGCAGUCACCAGCCUUAAUGCAUGUACAGGAUAUUAUUGUGACUUAAUUUAUCUGCAGUUUUUAAUCCAUAUAAAAUUGGAAUUUAUAAACGGACUUGAAUUAAAUAUGUCUGCCUCUCUAAGGCUGCAAACGAUACAUUAAAUGAUUUAUGUUGUAUGUGGGAGAAA
This is a messenger RNA of Grammomys surdaster, 7585 nucleotides long. RefSeq names its product AF4/FMR2 family member 3 (gene Aff3). Gene Ontology annotation, biological process: regulation of gene expression. Gene Ontology annotation, cellular component: super elongation complex; nucleus. The record is from RefSeq and is a predicted model, not a curated record. Lineage: Eukaryota; Metazoa; Chordata; Mammalia; Rodentia; Muridae. The transcript has 23 exons. The coding region runs from base 36 to 3779 and encodes 1247 amino acids.